Messenger RNA from Phodopus roborovskii (desert hamster), 3600 nucleotides. It is a transcript of the gene Ifi44, whose product is annotated as interferon induced protein 44. The record is from RefSeq and is a predicted model, not a curated record. Bases 89 to 1378 code for a protein of 429 amino acids. The transcript is spliced from 8 exons. NCBI's taxonomy places the organism in Eukaryota, Metazoa, Chordata, Mammalia, Rodentia, Cricetidae.
GCUGUGGAAAGGUUUCUAUUUACUUACCGAGACAGAAGCUGUCCUCUGUGCUAGCCUUCGUGCGGACUCUUCAUAUAGGCUGUGAAGUAUGGCCAUGAGAACAUGUUUGACAUGGUUGCAAGAAAAAUGCCUGCAGAAUUAUUUUGGAGGAAAACAGUUUUGUCUUCUUUAUAAGGCGAGUGUGCAGAAGUUCUCUAAGCAGGAUCUGUUCUGGAAAUGUUGGGAUAAUGGUCCUACCAUGGUCAUGCUGUACAGCAGAAACUGUGUUGUUGGUGCUUAUCUGAAAGAGGGCUUCCAGAAAAAAAAGAUUUUUAUCACUCUUUUUGCCCUCCAAGAGACUGAAGUUUCAGAAUGCACAAUAGGACCAUAUCUUCCAGCUUCAUUGUUUUAUGAUAGAGAAAAUUUUGAUUGUAUUCCUAGUUUCUAUAUAAUGUUAGAUGAGAAAAAUGUGAUUAUAAGUUCAGAGAUCUGUAAAAAGCUCGGACUGCCUCCUAGAUGUUCUCCCAUGUCCAUUGACGACUGUGAAACUUUUCGAUGCACAGAGUUAUUGGAUGAGAGAAAGACAAAAGGCAUCACUCUGAUACAGAAUCAUUUAUUGCAUAUCCUGAGAACAUAUAAGCCAUAUGGAGACCUGGUUCCCCAAGCACGGAUUCUGCUGCUGGGUCCGACUGGAGCUGGAAAGUCUAGCUUUGUCAACUCAGUCAAGUCUGUUUUCAGAGGCAGCAUCACACACCAGGCCAUGGUGGGCUGUGGCAUAAAUGGGACAUCUGACAAGUAUAGGACAUAUUCAAUCUACGGGAAUGAUGGUAGCCCCCUGCCAUUUGUUCUGUGUGACUCACUGGGACUGAGUCAGGAAGCUGGCUUGCAUUUUGAUGACAUACACUUCAUCUUAAAAGGCCACACUCCGGACAGAUACCAGUUCAAUUCCAGGGAAUCAAUCACAUCAAACCAUCCAAACUAUAUUCAUGACUCACAGCUGAAGGACAUAAUUCAUUGUGUGGUGUUUGUGUUUGAUGCCACUUCUGUUGAACAGCUCUCUUAUGGACUGGUGGCAAAGAUAAAAAGGAUUCGAAGGGCAUUGAUAAGAUGUGGCAUUCUGCAUGUGGUUUUGCUUACGCACGUGGAUAGACUGGAUCUGAUUACAAAAAGAGAUCUUAUAGACAUAUACAACUGUCACCCUGUGAAGCACAAGCUAGAAGCAGUCCAUAGAGACUUUGGUUUUGCCUUUUCGGACAUCUUGGUGGUUAGUAAUUAUGUCUCGGAGUGGCAUCUGGACCCUGUGAAGGACAGGCUAAUACUCUUGGCACUGAGACAGAUCCUGUGUACUGCUAAUAACUUCUUGGAAGACUUGCCUUUGAACAAAGAGGUAGACUUGUGAUCUACGAGCUUGAAGGUAUUACCAACUUGGUUAAUUUUUUAUUUGGAUCUGUGGCUUACGUGGUAGAUCUGUCUCUGGGCUAUUGACAUAUGAGUUGCACUAACAUUUAACUUUUAACCUAUACAUUUCCUUCCUGCCUUCCUCCUUCAUUUUGCAAAAUCUGUAUAACUUCACUCUUGUUUUAAAAAGAAAAUUACAGAAUGAUACAUCCCUUCACUGACUGAAAAUAAUGUGCUCACCUCUGUCCUCUACUCUCACACUGCUCUUGGGACCUAGAACUGGAUUGGAUCAACACUGUCUCUCAUUGGAUGUAAUCAUAGAGGAUCUGUGCUCGCCUUAGGACCAAAUGUAUCUAAAGAUCUAGGAACCAAAAAUGGGGUAAAUAUUGUCUUUUGAGACUGCCCUAAUUUGCUCAAUAAUCAUCUUUAGUUGCAUCUAUUUUCCUGGUAAUAACAUAACUUUUUGUUUUGUAGUUGGAAGAAAUUUCACCAUGUGUAAACAGCAUGGUUUUUUUUGUAUUCAUUCCCCAUUGUUGGACAUCUAGUUGGCUUGCUUCCAUCCUUAGCUAUUGUAAACAAUGCUAUAAUGUACAAGUGUGAAAGUGUUUUGUGAUGAUUUUAGGAUCUCCUCCACCUCAUUGGUUACCUCUUCAUUUAGUGUAAAUAUUAUCAUUUGUGAUUAUGGACUCAACUUGUCCCGCAGUAUGUUCUAUUAUCAAUCUGUGACUGGCAUAUGCUGCACUGUUACCAUUCAAAUGGAAGUUUUGCUUUAUUUUAUUUAAAUCUCACUUCAUCACAUUAGUGUACUAUACCCGCUUCAUUGACUGCUAAUUCCGGAAGAACUGGGAAAGUCUAAUACUGCUAGUUUGCUGUCUGACUCAGCCACCUGGGUUUCUCUAGGUCUCUUUCUUGUGGUGUACUGGCUCAUAAGCCAGGGCGAGCUUAGUUCACUUAGCAUCCUUCUGGUUGCUUCUCACUACAAACCCACUGAGAACAUUUUGUUUCUCUUUUCUUAGGUAUCAGAAGGGAAAUAUUCCCAUGUGUGCAAAAAAGAAGGAAAAAAAUGUGACAAUUGAUCAUAUAGUAACAAUUAACUCAUCAGCAGAACAAUGACAAAGCAGGGAAGAAAAAGGGGGCUGAGGGAGGGAACACAUGUAUGAUAUAAUAGUCCUUUGAUACAUAGAAAAAUAAGAUAAGAGUAACCCAGUUAUGAAAAUCAACAUAAUUCCUGUUGGAUUGAUAUUCUGUAUUUUUGAAAAAUAAAAUGCUUUGUUGUUAUAAAACCCAAAUCUUACUCAAGUAGGUGUCUUUCAUUUUCAAAUGCUACUGUUGUGACUACGAGUUACAAGUGAUAAAAACUCAACCUGUACAACAUUAGUAAAAAGAUGACUAUAACAGAGAUCUAUGAUAUAAAAAGUCAAUAAAAUGAUUCCUAAUGGUAUUCUGCUCUACUCAUAGAUUGUUGCCUAGCCCAAUCGUCAUCAGAAAGGCUUCCUUGGGCUGAUGAUAGGAGCAGAUGCAGAGAACCACAGCCAACACUAGGUGGAGAGAAAUUAGAGAUCUCCACUGGGUCCCUCCUUUUGAAGCUUGGGGAAGCAUGCAUUUGAGGGGGGUGGAAGAAUUGCAGAUGCCAGAGGGGUUGAGGACGCCAGGAGAACACGGGGACCUGGCUCAGAGGGUCUCACAGAGACAGAAGUUGCAAGGCAACCACAGGGCAUGCAUGGGUCUGCACGGGGUCCUCUGCAAACAUGAAUGGUUGUUAGCUUGGUGUUCUGUGAGACGCCUCUAACAGAAUGAGUAGGGACAUCUCAGACCCUUUCACCUGCUCAUGGGACCUUUUCCUUUCUACUGGGUUGUCUUGCUCAGGCCUGAUAUGAGUGUUUGUGCCUAGUCUUGUUGUAUCUUGUAAUGGCAUGUUCAGUUCAUAUCCCUGCUCUUUUCUGAAGGGAAACAGAGGAUGAGUGCAUUUGGGGGAGAAGGGAGUUGAGAGGUGGGACAUGCUCGGUAUAGUGAAUGGAAGGGGGACUGUGGUUGGGAUGUAUUGUAAUAAAUAUAAAGGCAAAAGGAAAACAGCUGGGACAACGCAGCCUUGCAGACCACUACAGCUACGGUUUCUACAUCUUCUUAGGAUCCCCAAGAUAGGGCCCUCUACCAGCAGGAAGCAGUUUGGAAAGAACAAUGCCCAAAUUCCCAAAUAUUGUUUAUAAAUGUUUGUUUUCAUUU